Eimeria mitis is the source of this 2304-nucleotide messenger RNA. RefSeq lists its product as uncharacterized. Lineage: Eukaryota; Apicomplexa; Conoidasida; Eucoccidiorida; Eimeriidae. The record is from RefSeq and is a predicted model, not a curated record.
AUGGCGAUGGCGAAUGCUGCUGCGGUGUCUGUACACCCGGAUCCUAAGCGGGGGCCAUCCCCCCCUGGCUCGAAGGCAGCAGAGGCAGGGGGGUUGGAGGGGCCCCCUAUGGGGGGCCCCCCGCAGCAGCCACAGAAGCAGCAGCAGCAACAGCAGCAGCAGCAGAAGAAGAAGCGUGAGCAAGCAGCAGCACAGACAGCAGCAGCAGCAGCAGCAGGAAGCAAACCAAACUCCUCAGCUGCUGCAGUAGACAGUUUCAUUUCUCGUCUGCCCAGCAUCUACUCUAUUGACGAUGACGCAGCAGCAGCAACCCCAGCAGCAGCAGCAGCAGCAACCCCAGCAGCAGCAGCAGCAGCAGCAGCAGCAGCAGCAGGAAGCACGAAACCCUCUGCAUGCGUCUCGUGGGAGCUGCAGCAGCUGCCAGCUGACGGCGAGCUGAUGCUGCAUCUCCUCCGCCGCCUGGAGACCCUUCUUGCAUACAGAGAUGAGGCGAGCGAGAUUCUGAAGGGUUUGGUUGCAGAGCGGCGGGAGGAACUGACGAAGGCCGCCUCUGUCUUGGGAGCGCUGCGUGAGUCAGUGUGUGGCUUGCGUGCUGCUUCUUCUUCUUUUUGUUUUUUUUUGUCUUCGAUCCGCCGCUGCCGUUUGCUGCCUCCAUUAGUAAUAAUACAGCAGCAGCAGCAGAAGCAGCAGCUGCAGCAGGAGCUGCAGCUGCUGCUGCGGCUGCAGCAGCUCGAGGCAGCUCUCCUUGCUGCUGAGGCCUGCGGCCGCGCAACCAGCACCAACAGCAGCAGCAGCUGCAGCAGCAGCAGCAGCACCAGCAGCAGCAGCAGCAGCAGCAGCAGCAGCGCAGCAGCAGCAGCAGCAGCAGCAGCAGCAGCAGCAGCAGCACAGAUGCCGCUGCAGGCUGCGCUGCUGAUGGAGGCUGCGGGGCCAGCUGCAGCAGCAGCUGCAGCAGCUGAUGCUGCACCAGCAGCACCAGCAGCAGCAGCAGCAACAGCAGCAGCAGCAGAUGAUACUUGGGGUUUGUAUAUGGCGGCUCUUGGUGCUUAUUCGCUGCUUCCUCCUUCUUUUUCUGUUGGUGCUGCAGUAUCUGCUGCAGCAGCAGCAGCAGCAGCAGCAGCAACACGACAAGUGCUGUUUGCGUUUGUUCCUGCUGAUGCUGCUGCUUUUUCUGAGGCAGAGAUGGACAUGCGCAUGCGUUUGCUGCUGCUGCCUGACUCUUCUUCUUCUGCUUCUUCUUCUCCCGCCGCUGCUGCUGCUGCUGCUGCUGCUGCUGCUGCUGCUGCUGCUGGGGGGAGCGGGGCGGAGCUGCUGAGUCUCCGUUCAGCAGCAGAACUAGCUGCUGCUGUUGCUGCAGCAGAUGGCGUUGCAUGCAUAAUGAGUGUCUUGGGGGUUCUCUUCGAUUGCCUCGUCGGCAUCGACGCCCUCAUACACUGGCAUGCACACGAGGCGCUGCUGCUGCUGCAGCAGUGCAUGCGCAAGCAGCAGCAGCAGCAGCAGCAGCAACAGCAGCAGAUAGAACAGCAGCAGCAGCAGCAGCAACAGCAGCAGCAGCAACAGCAAGGGGAUUUCGAGGAUGAGGGAGGCUUCAGUAUUUCUCCGCGGUCGUCUCCCUCUACACCUAGCAGCAGCAGCAGCAGGAGGAUGAGGGAGGCUUCAGUGAGGCAGCAGCUGCUGCAGCAGCGGGAGAAUCUCUGGCUGCGGCUGCAGCAGCAGCUGAUUGAGGUCUUAGCAGCAGUUCCCUUUGGCCUCAACUCUGCUGCUGCUGCUGCUGCUGCUGCUGCUGCUGCUGCUGACUUUGCUUCGUUGGUUGCUGCAGUGCAGCAGUUUAAACAAAUAGGAGAUGCAUUUGUACAGGCAAGAGAUGAGCAGCAGCAGCAGCAAGUUGUUGGAUCUGCUGCAGCUGCGGAUAGAAGCAAAACACAAUGCAGCAGAUACACCCGCAGGUCGGGGAGCCGCAGCACCACAAACAGCAGCAGAAGAAGCAGCAGCAGCAGAAGCAGCAGACGCAGCAGCAGCAGCAGCAGCAGCAGCAGCUGGAAUGGACAUGGAGGCAUCAGCACCGUGUCAAGACACCAGCAGCAGCAGCAGCAGCAACAGCAGCAGCAGCAGCAGCAGCAGCAGCAAGUUGUUGGAUCUGCUGCAGCUGCGGAUAGAAGCGGUGGAAACCAGCAGCAGCAGCAACAGCAGCAGCAGCAACACCUGAUGCACCAGCAGCAGCACCAGCAGCAGCAGCAGCAGCAGCAGCAGCAGCAGCAGGAAGCAAUCGGGGCAAAGUAUGCAGCCGCUGCAGAGAAGAGGUGA